This is a messenger RNA of Orbilia oligospora ATCC 24927, 1236 nucleotides long. RefSeq lists its product as uncharacterized. Lineage: Eukaryota; Fungi; Ascomycota; Orbiliomycetes; Orbiliales; Orbiliaceae. The record is from RefSeq and is a predicted model, not a curated record. Gene Ontology annotation, molecular function: metalloaminopeptidase activity. Gene Ontology annotation, biological process: proteolysis. Bases 1 to 1236 code for a protein of 411 amino acids. The transcript is spliced from 4 exons.
AUGACCGCAAGUGACGCUGCGAAAUGCAAGGGCGUAGAGUGCACGAAUCCCGCCGGCACACUACAAUGCCCAACAUGUCUGAAACUGGGUAUCAAGAACAGUUUUUUCUGUUCGCAAGAUUGUUUCAAGAAGAGUUGGUCCAACCAUAAACAAGUCCAUAAGACUGCAAGUGAGCAAGAAAAUUCCAUCCUCCGUACACUUAGAGACCUUCAAAAACCAACACCUUACCGUUCGAACCCAGCUACCGGAACCUACGAUCCCUUCCCAACUUAUCCAUACUCUGGCCCGUUACGUCCCGUGUACCCAUUGUCCCCGUACCGCUCCGUCCCAGAUCACAUUCCGAAACCAGAUUACGCCGGAGAUGGAAUCCCUAGAUCGGAAGGAAUAUUUCAGCGGGCCAAUAAGAUCCAAAUCCUAGACGAGAAGGGUAUCGCAGCAAUGAAGGAGGUUUGUAAGCUAGGGAGAGAGAUCUUGGAUAUUGCAGCAGCUGCAGUGAGAAUAGGAAUUACAACAGACGAGAUUGACGAGAUCGUGCACAAGGCGACGAUCGAGAGGAAUGCCUACCCAUCACCUUUAAACUACAACAACUUCCCAAAAUCGGUAUGCACAUCGGUAAACGAGUCGAUUUGUCACGGUAUCCCGGAUCAAAGACCCUUGGAGGAUGGUGACAUCAUCAACAUCGAUAUUUCGGCCUACCACAAUGGCUAUCAUGCCGAUUUGAACGAAACAUACUACGUUGGAGAUAAGGCCAAAGCAGAUCCCGACACUGUUAGGGUUGUAGAGACCAGUCGAGAAUGUUUGGACAAGGCUAUUGAAAUUGUCAAGCCUGGUAUGCUCUUCCGCGAACCCGGAAACGUUAUCGAAAAGCACGCAAAAUCUCGAGGCUGUUCCGUUGUAAAAACCUACUGCGGACACGGCGUAAAUACUCUUUUCCACUGCGCACCGAAUGUUCCCCAUUACGCCAAAAACAAGGCUGUCGGCGCUGCAAAGGCUGGGAUGUGCUUUACAAUUGAACCAAUGAUCAACUUGGGUACGUGGAGAGAUAAGACGUGGCCAGAUAACUGGACAAGCACAACGGCAGAUGGAUUGAAAUCUGCACAGUUUGAGCAUUGUUUGUUGGUCACGGAGACCGGCUGCGAAGUUCUGACAGCGAGAAAACCGGACUCGCCUGGUGGGCCAAUACCGAUGCCAACUGCAAACGGGGAUUCUUCAAGUGGGACAACUGAAAAUCAAUAA